GACUCACCGAGGAGUGGUGAGGUGAAGUCACCUAGGAAGGCUGCUGAAGCCUCUCGGGCUCUAAAUUCUGAUAUCUCAUCCUUAUUGAGGUGCGACUCGGAGUCCGUUGAGAAGGAAGAGGAUACUAGUAAUCCUGGUUUUGGAAUUGAGAGCACUUCUGUCAAUGACAUUCUUGCAGAAUUACUUUGCACGGCAAGAAAUCCACUUCAUUUAAAGUGGAACCGAUCAGCAAAGAUGAUUAAGAGCUUCUUCAUUAAAUACAGAAGCUCAAUGUACUCAAGUGGAUCUGACUUCCUAACGUACCAGAAGCACCAUAAUGAAUGCUGUCAGGUGAGUAUAGAAUCUCCAAACAAGCUGAUUGUCAAUAAUAGUUCUGAACUGGGAAAAUCUGAGGGGGGAUGGAAGGAUAAGAAAGAUGCUGCUGAUUUGCAAGUAGAGACAGGCCUAGCUCCUGAUUCAAGAAGUUGUUCUGAACAAUGCAAGGUUGGGCGGAAGAGGAAGAUGAGAAAGAAUGAAGAUAUCAAUGUAACACUAGCAGAUUUGGAGCCUCAGGUCAUAAACAUUCCAGUGGAAAGAAAAAACAUAAAGAGCAAAGUUGUAGCUACUGGAGAAAGUGUAGUUCUGUGCCCUGCGCCUGUUAAUUGUAUGCAACCAGCUGAAGUUGGAAACAAGAUGAAUAAGAAGGGUAAGGGAGUUACUAAUGGGCAAAAGGCUGUGGACCCUGUCCAUAAUCUUUCAGAGUGUUCACAAGAUGGCAACUCUAAACGGAAGAGGAAGAAGAGCAAACGUGCAAAUGCUGAUGUACCCUUGGUUGAUUCGAUCAGGGGCAUCACAAAUACUUUGGAGAAAGUCAAAUCUGAGCACUCGAGGAAAGAUGAUGAAACUUGUUACAGUUACCCUGGAGCUCUUCUCUUGACUUUUGCCUCAGGAGUUCCUUUGCCCUCCCAAAGCGAACUAAUUUCUACUUUUCGCAAGUAUGGAGUUGUGAUAGAAUCAGAGACGGAGUUGCUAAAAGAGACCAGUAGUGCUCGUGUUGUGUUUGCCAAAAGCACUGAUGCAGAAAAAGCCUUCAAUAGCUCAGAUAAAACUGGUGUCUUUGGGCCACCAUUUGCAAACUACCAUCUCCACUAUCUACCUCCGAUUGCAUGCUCUCCUCAUCCAAUACCUCCUCUUCCUUACAUAAGGGAGAGUCUCGAGAGGAUGAUAUCUACUCUGACUACUACUACGUCAGUGAAAGAGACAGGGCCAUCUGAUGGGAUGAAGCCUGCUGCAAGGGAAAAUUUAGUUGGAGACAUGGAAGGCCUCCUGAAGAAGGUGAACACAAUGCUAGACGGGGCUGCUGCUGGUACCUAGUUUGAGAAUGAUAGUAUGGUUCUAACAUCUUUUAGCUUAGGCAUCAGUGAUCGGCCCUGCUUUAUCAGGUUGUUGAAUGAUGACCUAUAAGUGGGAUCAGUACCACUUGCUUUAUUUAGGUUGCUGAAUGUAAGUGUAAUUGUUAUUAGUACCGUCAGUACGACUUGCUUGAUCUCGUUUGCUGAACAUUGACAUGUUGACCUUAUGCAUAGCUUAGUUUAGAUCAUCUGUGUGCAUUAUAGACUAUUUCUUCUCACUGUUUUCUGCAAGAUAAUGGAUAACCUCAUCCGCUUUGCACAUA
Molecule: messenger RNA, 1654 nt
Organism: Musa acuminata subsp. malaccensis (wild Malaysian banana)
Lineage: Eukaryota; Viridiplantae; Streptophyta; Magnoliopsida; Zingiberales; Musaceae
Product: PWWP domain-containing protein 3
Source: RefSeq, a predicted model, not a curated record